CUUCUCUCUCUUAUUACAUCGAUUCAAUUCCAUCUUUAUAUUCUUAUGUCUUUGUCCAGUUUUCAAACCCCCUUUGUGUAGCUGUUGAAUCUUCUUGAAUUUGCUGUUUUUUCUUUUCUUUUCUUGGGAUUUCCAAGAAACCUUGAUCAGGCUUUCUAUUGAGGGGAAAAACGAAAUGUCAGGAUCACAGAGCAGUUUAAGAAGGUAUCUUGGAGCUAUCAAAGAUACAACAACAGUUUCAUUAGCAAAAGUUAAUAGUGGUUACAAGGAAUUGGAUAUUGCUAUUGUGAAGGCUACUAAUCAUGUGGAGCGUCCCUCAAAAGAAAGAUACAUCAGAGCUAUUUUCAUGGCUAUUUCUGCAACAAGGCCUCGUGCAGAUGUUGCAUAUUGCAUCCAUGCUCUUGCAAGGCGGUUGUCAAAAACACAUAACUGGGCGGUUGCACUGAAAACUCUUAUUGUUAUUCACCGAGCCUUGAGGGAAGUGGACCAAACGUUUCAUGAGGAAGUUAUUAAUUAUAGCAGAAGCAGGACUCAUAUGCUUAACAUGUCUCAUUUUAAAGAUGAUUCGAGUCCCAAUGCAUGGGUUUACUCAACUUGGGUCCGUUUCUAUGCUCUCUUUUUAGAGGAGAGACUAGAGUGUUUCCGUGUUCUCAAGUACGAUGUUGAGAUUGACCCACCAAGAACCAAAGAGUUGGACACUCCUGAUUUGCUCGAACAACUACCAGCACUACAAGAACUUCUUUUCCGUGUUCUUGAUUGUCAGCCUGAAGGGCCAGCAGUUCAAAACCAUAUUAUACAAUUGGCACUCUCAAUGGUUGUAACGGAGAGCACUAAACUCUACCAAGCACUGACAGAUGGAAUAGACAAUUUGGUUGAUAAGUUCUUCGAGAUGCAACGGAACGAUGCUCUUAAGGCGUUGGAUAUGUACAGAAGGGCUGUAAAACAGGCAGAGAGGCUUUCUGAAUUUUACGAAGUUUGCAAAGGUGUUUAUGUUGGAGGUGGAGAUAGGUUUGUAAAGAUUGAGCAGCCUCCCACUUCUUUUCUACAAGCAAUGGAAGAGUAUGUGAAAGAAGCACCAUUAGCAGCAGGUGCAAAGAAGGAACAGGUACUGGAGAAACUUACUGCCCCCAAAGAGAUCUUAGCCAUAGAGUACGAAAAGCCACCAAAAGUUGUUGAAGAGAAACCGGAAUCACCUGAAGCUCCGGUUAAAGCAGAAGCAGAAGUAGAGAAGCCUGUAGAGAAACAACCUGAUUUACUGUCUAUGGAUGAUCCAGCUCCAGUUGUCUCUGAACUUGAAGAGAAAAAUGCUUUGGCUUUGGCUAUUGUACCUGUUAGCGUUGAGCAACCAGUUUCUACAACUGAUUUCACAAAUGGGAAUUCGUCUGGCUGGGAAUUGGCACUUGUGACUGCUCCAAGCUCAAAUGAAGUGGCUGCUGCAAAUAGCAAAUUGGCGGGUGGAUUGGACAAGCUGACACUUGACAGCCUAUACGAGGAUGCAAUUAGAGUGAGUCAACAGCAAAACAGGAGCCACAAUCCAUGGGAACAGCAUCCAGUUCAUAACGGUCCCAUGAUGCACCAGCCUUUCUUUGCAUCUAAUGGACUCCCAGCUCCUCCUCCUCUUCAAAUGGCGAAUCAUUAUCAUCAGCCGUAUGGGUUUGAGCAUCAGAACUCAGGAAUGAUGAUGGGACCUGUGCAGCCUUAUCAGCAGCAACAACAACAGAACAUGAAUAAUCCCUUCGGCAACCCGUUUGUCUCGAAUAGUAAUCCACACCAACCGUAUGGCUCUGUUCAAGGAGGUUACAAUCCAUAUCCCACCCUUAUGUAAGAUGUGAUGCUAAUGAAUGUUUGUGUACAAUCUAUAUAUACAAGUAUAUGCUGUGAGGUGAUUUUAGCUAGAGAGAUUCUUUUCUUCUGUUGAGUAAAUUAGUACAUUACGUCUCUGUGUGCGUGUGUAUGUCAUGUAUCUGUAAGCGAGAGAAUAUUGGAUUCUUGAGGACACCAUAUGGUUUUGAAUAUAUCAUCACAGAAUGUUGUAAAAGAUUAAAUUCUUGAGGACACGAUUUGGUUGUGAAAAUAUUAG
Molecule: messenger RNA, 2080 nt
Organism: Eruca vesicaria subsp. sativa (arugula)
Lineage: Eukaryota; Viridiplantae; Streptophyta; Magnoliopsida; Brassicales; Brassicaceae
Source: the annotation of a GenBank genome assembly